AUGUCAAACCCGUCAAAAGGUCGCUCUGGAGGCGUUCUGCCAGUCAAUGCCGCAGCGAGGAAGAACGCAAACACGUCUUCAACUACUAAAUCUUCUGGAAGAACAACGGCGCUCAAGCUCAGGCUUAUCAUACGCCGAUUACCUCCAGGCCUGACACAAGGUGAAUUUUGGACUGCUUUAGGUGAGGCUUGGAAGGUAGGUGGAGGCAAGGUCGAAUGGGCUGCUUUUCAAGAUGGCAAGAUCUCUAGAGAUCCUGCAAAGCCAUCAAGGCCAGCCCGAGCGUAUUUGAAGGUCAAAGAACAGUCGCUAUUGGAUGAACUUUCUGUAGCCAUCAAACAAACGUCGUUCCAGGAUGCCAAAAAUACUGGCAAGGACACUUGCCUUCUUGGACCGCCCUCUCUGGAAUUCGCUCCCUACAACAAAAUUCCCACUGGACGUGCAAGGCACGAUGGUAGACAGGGGACUAUUGAUCAAGACCAGGAGUUCAUCGACUUUCUUCAGAGUCUAACAGAGCCGAUUACGAAACCCAGCAUAAACGGUACUGAAUCAAACGAUGCAAAAGGCGAGAAGGUUUCCACUACACCUCUUGUGCAGUAUAUCAAAGAGAAGAAGGCAAACAAAGCGAAAGAAGCCUCUCAAGCCAAAGCUGCAAAGGCUCGGGAAAGUAAAGAAGCCAAAACUCCAAAACCUGAAACUAAAUCGACAGUCGUUAUCAAGGGCAAGAAUGCCCCCGCAGCUGAGAAGGAACGUGUCGUAAAGGCCACCCAGGAUACGGCGAAGACCAUUAUCAAGUCUGUAGCCACUACACCAGGUGCGAAGCAAGCCGUUUCCAAGGCCGAGGUCAAACAAGAAGUCAAAGAAAAGCAACUGUCAGCUCCACCGCCACCCGUACCAAAGAAAGAACGUGAGCGAGGGAAUGCCAGUGCUGCUGCAAGGAUGCUUCAACGUGAUCUAGGUCUCUUACCAAAGGAAAGUAAAACGCAGCGAGCGGCGAAACUAGCGGCAUCUUCAACGCCUACAGAAGCCCCAUCUUCAGCUAAAGCCACUACCGGAGUACCGAAAGCUGAAACUACCAAGAAAGAGAAGGAGAAGGAGAAGGAGAAGGAGAAGACGAAAGAGAAGAAUAAGGAGAAGACGAAGGAAAAGGAUAAUGAGAAGGCGAAGGCGAAAGACGACUCACCACUUACGCCUACCACAUCGAAUCCCCCAACUGGACCCCGAGCUUCUCGAACUCCAAGCGUUGCAUCGACAACGACCAAACCUGCUGCAGGACCCACCCAGCGCAAUGCAAAGGCUCCGCAGCCAUCAGCAGGUGCUAAAUCCGCAUUCCUGAAACAUGCCAAUCCUUCCCAAGGUAUCACUGAAGAGUCGCUGCAGACGGUUUUCAAGCAGUUUGGCACCAUCACACGCUGCGAGAUUGACAAGAAGAAGGGCUUGGGCUAUGUCGACUUCAGCGAGCCAGAAGGACUGAAGAAGGCGAUGCAAGCUAGCCCUGUCAUAGUGGGCAAUGGUCAGGUAAUGGUGCUUGAGAACAAAAAUGCGCAAGGUGGUGGGAAACGUGCUGGUGGACAGCAAAAAGAGAGUUCAACCAAGACUGCUCCUGCUGCCAGUCCUUCAGCCACCACUACUGCGUCGAUUCCAUCAGCUCUACAGGUACCACCUGGACAAGCUUCAUCCACAACAGCGAAGGUCAAGUCCCCAGCUAUCAAGUCUCCAGCUCCAACACCAGCCACACCACCUACAGCGACCGCGGCAGUGGACUUGUCUCCAGCCACGACAACCGCAACAAUAACAUCAGAUACACCGCCAAGUGCCCCACGAGGUUCAGGCCGCCAUGCAGGACGCGGUGGACGAGGCGGUGGCGGCGGCGGAGGGGGUGGCGGUGGUGGAAGAGGAAACAGCAGAGGGUCUGGGCAGAGCUCGAAAGGCCGCAAUGGAGGACGAGGGAAUGGCCGACGCGGUGGUGCUGGUGGCGGUGCAGAUGCUUCGUCAAAGACAGAAGGGGGUGCCGUCUCUGCCCCUGCCCCUGCUCCACCGGCCAACAGUGGUGGUCCUGCUACUGCUGGCACGACAAGUAGUGAGUAA
Molecule: messenger RNA, 2085 nt
Organism: Exophiala bonariae
Lineage: Eukaryota; Fungi; Ascomycota; Eurotiomycetes; Chaetothyriales; Herpotrichiellaceae
Exons: 2
Coding region: 1-2085 (694 amino acids)
Biological process (GO): nuclear-transcribed mRNA catabolic process, nonsense-mediated decay; positive regulation of translation
Cellular component (GO): cytoplasm; nucleolus
Molecular function (GO): mRNA binding
Source: RefSeq, a predicted model, not a curated record